This is a messenger RNA of Rangifer tarandus platyrhynchus (Svalbard reindeer), 501 nucleotides long. The record is from the annotation of a GenBank genome assembly. Lineage: Eukaryota; Metazoa; Chordata; Mammalia; Artiodactyla; Cervidae.
AUGCAGGACCCAGAGAAAAUUCCUACCACUGGCAAGCUGGUGCUGACAUUCACGACCGACGCAUGUGAGGGGAAGGAAAACUUUGUCCCCUACCUGGAGCAUGUCCAAGUGGUUGUCACGGUCAACGUGACCAGGAGAGGGGACCUGGACAUCAACAUGACGUCCCCCACGGGCACCAAGUCCAUCCUGCUGAGCCACUGCACCCGAGACUACUACGCCAAGGUGGGCUUUGACAAGUGGCCUUUCAUGACCACCCACACUUGGGGGGAGGAUGCCCAGGGCACCUGGACCCUGGAGCUGGGCUUCGUGGGGUGUGCACCCCAGAAGGGGGUGUUGAAGGAGUGGAUGCUGAUGCUGUAUGGCACACAGAGUGCCCCCUAUAUUGACCAGGUGGUGUGGGAUCACCAGUCCAAGCUGGCCAUGUCCAAGAAGGAGGAGCUAGAGGAAGAGCUGGGCGAGGCCAUGCAGGGAAGCCUGAAGAGCAUCCUGGGCAAGGACUAG